ACACCACCAAUGCCUGCACCACCUUCCAAGAAGCGAAGAGUCGUGGUCGAGAUAUCGGAUGACGACCAUCUUGACGGAUCAUCUGUCACGCCUUUGUCCUCCUCUGCGGUGCGGAGGUGCACCAGAGCUUCUAUUCGAUGGAUAGGUGGUAGCUCCGUCGCACCGGCCGUGAACGACACAGUCCUGCCAAAACCCUCGCCCUCGCAAUCCUGGUCUAAUAGUAAGGCUUCAACAGCGGCAAAUGCAGCACCGCUGAGGCCGAAUGCGAACAACAAUACGGCUGCGAAGCCGAGGAGCACGAAGACUAAGAAGUCUACUGCUUCUUUACGGAAGAAAGCACCGCCGGAGGAUCAGCCUAUUUAUUCGUUUUUUGCGCCAACGCAACGGGCUCCCUCGAGCUCUUCACAAAAUGCGAGGGUGAACCUUCCGUCGGCAUCGCAGAACGAGGACUUUCACGACCUGAUUGAGGACGGGUUUUCCGAUGAUGUGUUUGAGGGGAGUAGUGCUGUACCGGUUGGAUCACAGACCCGCGCUAGUUCCCAGGGCGGAGCUCGGAGGUUUAAGGUGGGUGGUGGUGGGGCUAUGGGGAAGGGUCGGAUGGAGAGUGGGGGAGCAGGCUCUAUGAAGAUGGCGUCCAAAGUUUGGAUAACUGGUACCUGCUGCCCUGUCCUCUUCUUUUCCCCUUUUUAGUGAACUGACUGGUGAUUCCAAGAUCCCCGACCUUGGCCCGAGAGGUUUGCCCCGCAGUCACCGAACAUGCUGGCGGUAAACCAGAGAAAGGUCACCGAGGUACGGUCCUGGUUUGAACGUGUCUUUGACGGGUUUUCGAAACAAAGACUACUCAUCUUGAAGGGCUCCGCUGGUUCAGGUAAAACUGCUGUGCUUAAGGUUCUAUCGAAAGAGAUAGGCUUUGAAGUGUUAGAAUGGAAGAACCCUAGCGGGAUCAUCCCGACGGCAGAGCCUGGAGGAGGAGGUGCAUCCAGCUCUGGCUUGACCGGUGUUUUUGAGGAGUUCAUGGGGCGCGCUGGGAGGUUCGGCAGUUUGAGUAUGGCUUCUACUGCACCAUCUCCCGGGAGCGGGGCCGGAGGGAAGAAGUCUACGAACGGUGGAUCGUCACUAGAGAUUGAUGGGAGUAAAAAGAAGGUGAUAUUAAUAGAAGAUUUUCCGAAUGCACUAUUUACAUCCUUGCCAGCUCCUCUGGCGUCUUUUCGGUACACCAUCAAAUCCUUCCUCGCCGCUCCUUCGCCCCCUCGCCUUCCGACCCCAAUCCCUCCUUUGGUGUUAAUAAUUUCCGAGAGCGCCAACAUGUCUGGUUCAAACGCUUUCACUGCCCAUCGCUUACUCUCCCCAGAAAUUUUACACCAUCCGUUAGCAACGUCAAUCACUUUCAAUAAGAUUGCUCCUACGUUCAUGAUCAGGGCCCUGUCGGCCAUAAUCGCUCAAGAGUCACGCGAGUCCGGGCGUAGAUUUGGGCCAAGCAAUCCAAUGCUGCAGGCUUUAUCCACCAGCGGAGACAUCAGGAGUGCCAUCAUGGGAUUGGAGUUCUUGGCGGUGAAUGGGGAGCUAGGUGCCUUUUCGGAGAAGGUGAAUUUUAAUGGGGGGGUAGGGAGGAAGAAAGCGUCCGGAGAAAGUGACCUGAAUGAGGUUGAACGAGAGAUCUUGAAUGCUGUGACCCAACGGGAAUCAAGUCUGGGGCUUUUCCAUGCGGUUGGGAGGGUGAUCUAUAAUAAACGUGAGUUUGUGUUCACUGUGUGAUUCGUGUGAAAAAUCGGCUUACCGUUACAUAGGGUAUGGAGAUGACGCCGACGAUCCCUAUAUGCCUCCUCCACCGAAACCUCCUCUGUCCCAUAUGCCAUACAGGGCUAGAACGUCGCGGGUGGACCUUGACAGAUUGAUGGACGAGGCAGGAACCAGCCCUCAGACGUUCAUCUCGGGGCUCCAUGAAAACUACCUUGGUUCUUGUACUCUUCUCGGCGGCCUUUCCCACAGUGACUAUUCCAUGGAAGAUGCCCUCACCUGCACAGUCAACUGUAUUGAAAGCCUCAGCGACAGCGAUCUUUUAGCUUCCCCAAAGCCCUAUCACCGAAUCCUCGGCCGAUUUGGUGGAUCUGAAGGUGGCGAGGCGGCAAUGGGGUCAGCUGGAGUCCGCCAGGACGAAAUAUCUUUCCAAACCGCGGUGCGGGGAGUCCUCCUCGGCCUGCCAACGCCCGUGAAGCGCGAAAAUCGCGAUACGAAGAUGUACUACCCCACCUCCCUCCGCCUCUGGCGCGACCAAGAAGAAGUCGAAGGUCUGAUAGACCUCUUCGCCAAGCGCAUCCGCACUGACAGUGAUUGCGGUGGCAUUGGCGGCGACGGUAUUGUGGGAGCCGAUCGCACGGAGCUAACGAUGGAACGCAUGCCUUACUCUAAGAUCAUACUGAAAGCCCGCCAGCGGCGGAAAGCUACCGCGGGGCCCUUCAAGGGGAGGGUCUUUGAAAUUUCUGACAAGGCAGCUGGAGCCGGCGCUCUUAAGGAGCUAGAGAAGGUCACAGACCUUAAGGGCGUAGUCUCCCCUCGCACUGAGAGCGUCCCCAGCCACGAUGACGGCGAUGAGGUGGCACAGAGCUCACCACCAGAUGAACUGGAAGCGGCGGAGGAGCACGACAAACUGCCCUCGCGAAGGUAUGCUACCGCGUGGAAUUACAAGAAGGGUGCGUGUGAGGAACCGGACACAGCUGCACAGGUGGAAAGAUUAGUCCUUAGCGACGAUGACAUAGAGGAUGAUUGAUGGGACUUUUUCUUUUUUCCCGUUGGAAUCGACUGAUCGAUUGACAAUGCUGGGCCUUUAUGUCUUGAAUUUAUUGUAUUAUAGAGUUGUGCUAGGGUUGAGUCGUUCCUGGGUAAAGGGAGACUUGAAGGUGGGGGGUGGCGCUUUGCUGUUUCGCUUGUUCUGAUUUAGUGUGGCACCGGUGGUAUGGGAUGGGCCUUCGAUGGUCUCUUGUUCUAUAUCGCGCUCUGGGGCAAAAUUACUGUAGUCAUUAGACGUCACUCGGAAAAGUUUUGUUUGCUGUGUGGGAGGGGUAUUUUGGGGUGGGAUUUUUAAGCUAAGGUAUUGCGGCGGGAGUAGCCUAGGAUGGUGCGAUUUCUUUUCCCUGAAGAUAUUGUGGAUGGCAAACUAUACAGUACACAGCGUUAUACCCGCAAUAUUUGUCCUCCAGACAGGCAGUUAGCUCGCAUAACGUCUAUUUCGAUUCCGCACACCCGUAGCAGUACUUUCAAAGGAAAAGCAAAGAUUCCAUUCCGCGAUGAGUAGAGUGAAUUGCUAAUGCCUAGAG
Molecule: messenger RNA, 3314 nt
Organism: Tuber aestivum (summer truffle)
Lineage: Eukaryota; Fungi; Ascomycota; Pezizomycetes; Pezizales; Tuberaceae
Source: the annotation of a GenBank genome assembly